AUUUUGAACAAUCCUCGAUAUAUAUAUAUAUAUAUAUGUUUGUAUAGAUGUAUAUAUAUACGUAGAAUUCGAUUUCCUUCGAUCGAAUUUGUUUCCGCCGGAGAAUUUUGAGUUUCCGGGCGAGAAAUUCGCGUGAGAGAUUCGAAUCGGAGUUUGUAGGUGUUAGGAUUUUUGAAAAUUUUCUUGUAAAUUUUCAGGUUAUCUUGUUCAUCAAGCUAUAAGGAUUGUUUUGUUUUUUCUGUCACCGCUUCAAUGGCGACGGAACAGCAAGCUUCUCGGUUCUGUUUGGCAUCGGUUCUUGAGGAUUUUCUUAAGCAGAGCAAUGUUCGACCCAGCAUUGGUGUCGAUUCGAGUUCCAGAAAAGUCGACGAAGCUUCCUUGCGAAGGUAUGAAGCAGCCAUGUGGUUAAGACGCACCAUUGGUGUUGUUGGAGGCAAAGACUUGCCUGCAGAGCCUUCGGAGGAAGAGUUCAGGAUUGGAUUAAGAAGUGGGAUCUUACUCUGCAAUGUCCUUAACAAAGUUCAACCCGGUGCUGUGCCAAAGGUAGUUGAAGCUCCAAAUGAUUCUCUUGUCAAUCAAGAUGGUGCAGCUCUAUCUGCAUUUCAGUACUUUGAGAAUCUACGAAACUUUCUUGUUGCAGUGGAGGAAAUUGGGCUUCCCACGUUUGAAGUCUCUGAUUUUGAGAAGGGAGGUAAAUCCACAAGAAUUGUGGAGUGUGUGUUGGCUCUAAAGUCAUAUUGCGAGUGGAAGCAUAGUGGUGGAAGUGGGUCAUGGAGAUACAUUGUGAACUUGAAACCAACCACAUUUGGAAUGGCAAAACAAAUUAAACGGAAACCCUCAGAAUCGCUCAUGAAUCCAUCCACAAGCGACCCUUCUGAUAUAAUGUCCAGUGAGCAGUCUGCAUGCUGUCAAUCUGAUUGUGAUUCCAAACAAAGAGAAACUUCCCAUUCCAUAGAUGCGAUUGUGCGCAUGGUUUUAUCAGAUAAGAAGCAAGAAGAAGUCCUAGCUAUUGUAGAAUCUAUGCUUAACAAAGUCAUGGUAGAGUUUGAAUGUAGACUGGCAACACAAAGCGAAUUGCAUCAAAUGAGUUCGGAGAACAAAAUAACUCUUGACUCUGGCGAUCUUGGGAGGCCUCUUUCAGGCUACGAGGAGGGACUAUGUGACAGCUUGGAUGGAGAAGAAGACGUGACAAACAUUGCAAACAACAACACAGAAGCUUCAUCAGAUAACAAUGUGCAAAACUGGCAUGGCAAUGGAAUUUCAAGGGAUCAUAUCGUGAAGCAACAGAUGAUAGUCGAGAGACAGCAGAUAUACAUUGAGGAACUUAAACAUGCUCUAAAGUCUACAAAAGCGGGUGUUAAGUUCUUGCAGAUCAAGUACUUUGAGGAGUUUAACAACUUAGGCAAGCAUUUGCAUGGUCUAGCUCAUGCAGCUACAGGAUACCAAAAAGUUCUUGAAGAAAACCGCAAACUCUACAAUCAAGUGCAAGACCUCAAAGGAAAUAUAAGGGUGUACUGCCGGGUGAGACCAUUGUUGCCUGAGCAAACAAGUGUGUUGACCACAGUGGAUCACAUAGAGGAUUCGACUAUUUCAAUUGCAACCCCUGCAACGUAUGGGAAAAAUGGACGGAAAUCAUUCACAUUUAACAAAGUUUUCAGUCCUUCAGCAACUCAGGGGGAUGUAUUUGCAGACACUCAACCUCUGAUCCGGUCCGUUCUUGAUGGUUAUAAUGUCUGCAUAUUUGCGUACGGUCAAACAGGAUCUGGAAAAACUUACACAAUGACUGGACCUAAGGUGCUCACGGAAGAGAGCUUAGGCGUAAACUACAGAGCACUGACUGACCUCUUUCUUCUGUCUAAUCAAAGAAAAGACACGUUUUCCUAUAACAUUUCAGUUCAGAUGCUCGAAAUCUACAACGAGCAAGUCCGAGAUCUCCUCACCACAGAUGGUCAAAACAAGCGGUUAGAGAUCCGAAACAGUUCUCCAGAUGGAAUCAAUGUGCCAGAUGCAACGAUUGUGCCUGUGUCCUCAACUUCUGAUGUCAUUUAUCUAAUGAAUCUCGGGCUAAAGAACCGUGCAGUAAGCUCCACGGCCAUGAAUGACCGCAGCAGUCGAUCUCACAGCUGUCUCACGGUACACGUCCAAGGAAAAGAUCUCACGUCCGGAACAAUUCUCCGUGGUUCUAUGCAUUUGGUUGAUCUUGCCGGAAGUGAAAGGGUCGACAAGUCUGAAGUCACUGGCGAUAGAUUAAAAGAGGCACAACACAUCAACAAGUCUCUCUCUGCUCUUGGAGACGUGAUUGCAUCGCUAGCUCAGAAGAACAACCAUGUCCCUUAUCGGAAUAGCAAGCUCACCCAAUUACUGCAGGACUCUCUAGGAGGACAAGCCAAGACACUAAUGUUUGUUCACAUCAGCCCCGAACUUGAAGCUCUUGCAGAAACAAUUAGUACUCUCAAAUUCGCAGAGAGGGUUGCCACAGUUGAGCUCGGUGCUGCUCGAGUCAACAAAGACAUUUCUGAGAUUAAAGAGCUCAAAGAACAGAUCUCAAGUCUCAAAGCUGCGCUAGCAAGGAAGGAAAGUGAAGCGGGUCAUACUCAACUUCCUAGACCCAUUUCCACUGACAAACUCAUAAGAAGAAAGUCCCUUGGGUUUAUUUCUCCAUUACCAAAAUCCCCAACCAUUAGGGAGUUCUCAAGCAAACGUAAGGUUCAGAUUGAUGAUCUCAACAGCAUUGAGGGACAAAGCGACUCUACAUCUUCAAGAAGACAGAGCCUUGAAACUCAAGAAUUAACGAGUUCGCCGUCGUGGGUGAGCCUAUCGUUGGAUGGCAAGGAUGACGAUAGAGAAUAUAUCUUGGGUGAAUGGAUUGACAAACAUGAAAACGGAAUCAUCCGCAAACCAGAAAACAGGAAGACGUACAAUCACAAUGGCCGUAAGGAAGAUCAAGGAUACGAAGUGAGGAAAAUCCGCUACGAAGAUUCAGUGGCUACGGAUGAGUCUGAGACGAGUGAUUGCUCGGAGAGUAGCUUGAUGUGGCAACUGAAUGUUCAAGUGAAUGUGCCACGAGUUCCGAAUGGUUCUAAUCCCUCAUUAUUGGCUUCUUCUUCCAAACCAAUGGAGAAACCUCAGACAAGAAUCGGUAGAGCUGCCGAGACACGGAGCAUGAUACCAUCUCUAAUUCCCGCGCCUACGCGGAGACUAUCUCUCGGGACUAUGACUUCACCGGCACAACCGCAAACAUCAUCAAGACAAAACACAGUUAUGAAGAAGAGACAAGGACAUCAACCCAAGUGAACAUAAACAGCAUAUAACAUACAUGCAAAUGUGGGUAUGAAACUAUAAUUUUUUUGUUUGUCUUUUGUUUGAUUAAUUUGGUUUUGGGUCCACUCAUCAUGGAUUCAUGGUCAAUAUAUGUGGCGUGGCACACGAGGUGAGGAACCCGGCUCGGUUCGAGGUUGAUAUAUAUCUCAAGUGGCAGAGAUUAGAAUGAAUAUGUAUCUCAUAACAGCCAUAAUUUGGGUUGGAAAUGUGACUUUAAUAUAUGGAAUGUGAAUAUGUAUUAUUCCAUUUCAAAGACUACGAGAACAAAUAUUAUUAAUUGUCACUCAUAGUACCAACAUUUUGUGGUCCCAUCAA
Molecule: messenger RNA, 3636 nt
Organism: Tarenaya hassleriana
Lineage: Eukaryota; Viridiplantae; Streptophyta; Magnoliopsida; Brassicales; Cleomaceae
Product: kinesin-like protein KIN-14G
Exons: 19
Coding region: 253-3294 (1013 amino acids)
Biological process (GO): microtubule-based movement
Molecular function (GO): ATP binding; microtubule binding; microtubule motor activity
Source: RefSeq, a predicted model, not a curated record